AUGGUCAACGAGUCGGAUGGCAAACAAUCAGGCGCUCCAUCGGUUCCGACAGACACUGAGGCCGCCAAUGGAUCCGAAGUGAAGCCGAAGAGCGAGAAGGAGCUGAAGAAAGAGGCGCUGAAAAGGGCUAAACUCGAGAAGUUUAACGAAAAGCAACAGAAGUUGAAGCAAUUGAGUGAUAAUAAGACGAAGAGUGACACCAAUGACACCAAAAAGGAUAAUAAAAAGGAGAAGAAGGAGAAGACGGUCGUCACAUACGACCGACAGAUCAAAGCCGGCGACAAGAAGGACGUGACGUCGGAUCCAAUGCCGGACUCAUAUUCACCGAAAUAUGUUGAGAGCGUAUGGUAUGACUGGUGGGAGAGGGAGGGCUUCUUUACGCCCGAAUACGGCCGAGACGUGACUCAACCCAACCCUAAGGGACAGUUCGUUAUGGUGAUCCCUCCGCCAAACGUGACGGGAGUCCUUCAUUUGGGCCACGCGUUGACGAACGCCAUCGAAGACUCGGUGACGCGAUGGCAUCGCAUGAAAGGGCGGACCACUCUCUGGAACCCCGGCUGCGAUCACGCGGGCAUUUCCACGCAGAUUGUGGUCGAGAAGCAGUUGUGGCGCCAGAAUCAGACCACUCGUCACGACUUGGGUCGCGAGCGCUUCGUCGACGAGAUCUGGAAGUGGAAGAAUGAAAAGGGAGACAAAAUCUAUGACCAGUUGAAGCGGUUGGGAGUGUCUGUCGACUGGAGUAGAGCCACGUUUACGAUGGACCCCAAGAUGUGUCGUGCGGUCACCGAAGCGUUUGUCACACUUCACGAACAGGGGUUGAUAUACCGGUCCAACCGGUUGGUCAACUGGUCGUGUACUCUGCGUUCGGCCAUUUCGGACAUUGAAGUGGAUAAAGUGGAGUUAACCGGACGUACAUUCCUAUCAGUUCCCGGUUAUGACCAGAAGGUUGAGUUCGGAGUUCUGCAUAAGUUUGCGUAUAAAGUGGAUGGAAGUGAUGAGGAGAUCGUUGUGGCCACGACGAGGAUUGAGACGAUGUUAGGCGACAGCGCAGUGGCUGUGCAUCCUGAGGACACCCGCUAUACCCACCUCCACGGCAAACAAGUGAUACACUCACUCCUGGGCCGCAAAAUGCCUAUAGUUUGCGACGAGUUUGUGGACAUGACUUUCGGAACGGGAGCCGUGAAGAUCACUCCCGCCCACGACCCCAACGACUACGAGGUCGGCAAACGACAUAACCUGCCAUUCAUUAACAUUAUGACAGACAGCGGUUUAAUUUCGGAAAACUGUGGACCAUUUAGUGGUCAGAAGCGAUUCGACGCCCGAAAGACUGUUUUAGAAGCGCUUAAAGCGAACGGUUUAUACCGGGAAACAGUUGAGAAUCCGCAGGUUUUGCCGGUCUGUAACCGAUCGAGGGACAUCAUUGAGCCACUCAUCAAAUACCAGUGGUAUGUCGACUGCAAAGAAAUGGCUAAGAAAUCUGCUGAUGCCGUCAGGAAUGGAGAGCUCAGAAUUAUUCCUGAUAUUCAUGAGAAGAUUUGGUACCAUUGGUUGGAUAACAUCAGAGACUGGUGUAUAUCACGUCAGAGUUGGUGGGGUCACAGGAUUCCUAUUUAUUUUGCUAAAGUCAAGGGACAGACACCCGAUGCCACACAGACUGAGGAGCAUUGGAUCAGUGGUCGCACUGUAGAGGAGGCGCGACUCAAAGCGGCGAAGAAAUUGAAGGCAUCGCCCGAAGACAUAGAGUUAACUCAAGACGAGGACGUGUUGGACACGUGGUUCUCUUCGGGUCUCUUCCCGUUUGCUAUAUUCGGUUGGCCCGAGAAAACCCAAGAUCUGGAGCUCUUCUAUCCGGGAAACCUGUUAGAGACGGGACACGACAUCAUAUUCUUCUGGGUCGCACGUAUGGUGAUGUUUGGCCUGCAAUUGUUGGGCAAACUUCCCUUCAAAGAAGUGUAUUUGCAUUCAAUCAUUCGUGACGCUCACGGCAGGAAAAUGAGUAAAUCGUUGGGUAAUGUGAUCGACCCCUUGCACGUCAUUCAUGGCAUUUCACUCGAAGAUCUCCACCAAACGCUGUAUAACUCUAACUUAGAUCCCACAGAAAUAGAUCGGGCAAAGGCUGGCCAGAAGGCUGACUACCCGCAAGGCAUUCCCGAGUGUGGGACGGAUGCCAUGCGGUUCGCCCUCUGCUCUUAUCUAACGCCCGGAAGAGACAUUAAUUUAGACAUAAAGCGUGUCGAGGGUUACAGACAUUUCUGUAAUAAGCUCUGGAAUGCCGUUAAGUUUACGUUAAUGACAUUGGGCUCAGACUUUGUGCCCAAUCCGACCAAUAAAUUGACGGGAAAUGAGUCUAAAAUAGACCUUUGGAUUCUCAGUUCUGUCUAUACGGCUACCGAAGCCUGCAAUAAGGGCUUUGAAAGCUAUGACUUCCCGCAGGCGACAAAUGCCUGCUAUAGCUUCUGGUUAUACCAAUUGUGCGAUUUAUAUCUCGAAGCCCUUAAACCAGUCACUCAGUCCACUGAUGCCGUGGCUAUCAAUGCCGCCAAACAAACGCUUUACACUGUUGUUGACGUCGGGCUCCGACUUUUGCACCCAUUUAUGCCUUUCAUUACCGAAGAAUUAUUCCAAAGACUUGCGCGCAGGACUGGUAGCGAACCGCCCAGUAUUUGUGUGACACCCUAUCCAGAAGUGGAUCAGUUUGACUGGAAAAGAGAUGAACAGCUGGAAAGUGAUGUCUCUCUCAUGCAAAACAUCAUCCAUAGUAUCAGAUCUUUGAGGUCUGAAUACAAUUUAGCCAAAACUAAAGUGAAUCUGUACCUCAAGUUUGACGGCACCGACACUCACAACAAAAUACAGCCUUUCAUCGAAAUAAUUAAGGUUUUGACCACUUCUUUGUCCGUUGAUAUUGUCAGCGACAGUACACCAGUUCCUGAGGGCUGUGCUAUAGUUCCUGUCUCUGAUAGCAUUGAGGCAUACCUUAUGCUUAAAGGUUUCAUUGAUGUCAACAAAGAGACCGAAAGAUUGAAAACAAAACGCGAGAAAAUUAAUGGUCCGCUCAUUAAGUUGAGGGCCAGUACUGAAGCCGCAGACUAUCAACAGAAAGUGCCGAUUGAUGUCCAGUCCGCCAAUACCGACAAAAUCAGACAAUUGGAACAGGAGUUGAAUAAAGUGUUGGAAGCGAUUCAAGCGAUUUCUUUAAUUAAGGAUUAACUACUGAUUUAAUAAACUUUUAUCACUAUUUUGUAUAUUUAAUUCUAAAUAAUAACAGUUAUUACUAUUA
Messenger RNA from Oppiella nova, 3277 nucleotides. Lineage: Eukaryota; Metazoa; Arthropoda; Arachnida; Sarcoptiformes; Oppiidae. The record is from the annotation of a GenBank genome assembly.